Closterium sp. NIES-65 is the source of this 3483-nucleotide messenger RNA. The record is from the annotation of a GenBank genome assembly. NCBI's taxonomy places the organism in Eukaryota, Viridiplantae, Streptophyta, Zygnematophyceae, Desmidiales, Closteriaceae.
AUGUCGCAGUUGUCGCAGCGCUUCGUCAUACCGCAUUCGCACACCGUGCCACUUCCGCCGCCGUCUCCUGUGGGCGCGCGGAGGGCGCUGCGGAAGGCAUUUAGCCACAACGACGAGAAGAACGUCCGCGCGAUCGGCGGAAACGGUCGGCGCAACUCCCGCUUGGCGCAGGCGAAGGCGGGUGGCGCAACUCCCGCGCAUGCGAGCGGGUUUCACUGCUACGCGGUAGAGGAGUCCCCGCGCAUCCCCGCGCAUAGCUGCGCGGAAGGGCCCGCGGAAGAUCUCGCGGAAGGGCCCGCAGAAGGUCUUGCGGAAGUGUCCGCGCACAGAGGCUCGUGGGUUGAUCGCAACGAUGCUGGAGACGAUAACGCUACUUCGCGUGGCGGUUCCGCCCAUCCCGUGCCGGCCGAUGCGGUACCCGGCGCAGCGGCGCAGAUCAACUCCGGAAUGGCGCAAACUCACCCCGCAGCGCGUUUCUCGCCACGCACGAUUCGCGAGACGACCGCGUCUAUAAGCGGACGAUCGCGCAGCUCGUCGGAUCUGCAGCGCGCCGCCAAUACCUCCGCGCUUCUCCCGCCGUUUCCCGCUUCCCCGUCCGCCGGUUCCCCAUCUGCCGCUUCCUCGUCCACCGCUUCCCCGUCCGCCGCUUCCCCUUACCCUGCAUUCCCAACCUCUCUCUCCACCCCCUCUGCGCACCCCUCACUCGCUCUCGUCUCCCCUUCUUCCUCCUCUUCCGCCGGCCCCUCCCCUUCUUCCGCUUCCUCCUCCCCUUCAUUUUCCGCCUUCCCGCGACCUUCCGCGCUCGCAUGUCGUACGGACUUGGAAGGGGGGGAAGGGGGGAAGGAGGAGGAGGAGGAGGAGAAGGAGGAGGAGGAGGAGGAGGAGGAGGAGGAGGAGGAGGAGGAGGAGGAGGAGGAGGAGGAGGAGGAGGAGGAGGAGGAGGAGGAGGAGGAGGAGGAGGAGGAGGAGGAGGCGGCGGCGGAGGGGAAGGAGGGGGAGGGCCUGACACCCCAGCAGCUCUGCGGGAUAGCCGAAGCUGCUAGUCUGGUUCGGCAGGUGGUGAAGCUCGGGUUCCUGCUGCCGUAUCCCAAAGCCGACAACGUCAUCCCCGUGCGCCUUGCAGACGAAUGGAUCGCAGCAUCACGAGUGGCUCUGGAGGUGCUCGGCCCCAAAUACUCGGACGCCUUUGAUGUGGCUCCGCACAUUGCCAACUCCAACUGUGACCGGCAGGAGGCCAAGGAGGCUGCGCAGCUCCUACUCAGGGAUGGAGUGGUGGGAGUGGUGGGCCCGGCAUGCACGGAGGCAGCGUUGGGAGCAGCAGACGUUCUCGUGCCUGCUGGCGUUCCCAUCGUCUCAUUCGCUGCCACUUGGGAUGGGUUCAGAGACCGGGAGAGAUUCGGCAGCUUCUUCCGCACUGUCUUCGGUGACAGGCACCAGGCAGCAGCCAUGCGCUCCCUGCUUCAGGAGUUCGUGUUUGAUCGAGUCAUUCUGUUCUUCACAGAGGAUACGUACGGAUCAGCACUAGGCUAUGAUAUCGAGUACUUCGCGCGCAGUGACAAUCUGACAGUCCACAGCAUACCCGUUCCGGUGCCCUGCCUCAACUACUCCUCCCUCCUCCUCAACCUCUCCGACCCAAACCCUUCCAAGCCGCUCAUUCAAUCCGAUGACUCCACAGUGGUGGUCCUAGCGGUCUCACCCAACGCAGCUGAGGGCUUUUGGCGCGCUGCACUAGACCUGGGUCGAUUGGAAUAUCCUUGGUGGUAUUUUGGCACGGAUGGAGCAGUGGCAUUCGACCUGGUGGGGGAAGGCCAGAACCUGACAGCCUUAGCGUCAGCACUGCAAGGGGAGAUGGGGGUCGCCCCUUACAAGGGAGACUACUCGGGCUCCUCCCCCAUAUGGGAAUACAUAAUGCACUGGCGGACCAAGCGCCAUGACAUUUACCCUGGCUUGCUCACUCUCGACGUCGGGCCCUCCCUCCCGCGCUUCAACUCCACCCGCCAAUACGUGCCGUACCUCUUUGACGCCGUUCACGCCUUCUUUGAAGCUUUCAGGAGCAUUAUUGCCAACCAGAACACAGCACCCACUAAGGAGCUUGUGCUGGCGUGCUUUAAAGGCGUGCCGCAAGGAUGCAUCAACUUCACGGGAACCACAGGGCAGGUAUCCUUCAACCCAGCUACAGGCGAGCGCUUGAAAUCUGUGGCCCCACCGACCUACAGCAUUGUAAAUCUUGAGGGCGUGAUGUGGCAGGAGAAGGCCCGCUGGGAGGAGCGGCACGUGGAGCGCUUCACUCUCGACCUCACUCAAAUCUCCCGCCCGGGUCCUCUGCCCGGUGCUGCUGCUGGUGCUGGUGCUGGUGGUGGCGGUGGCAGUGGUGGUGGCGGUGGUGGUGCUGGCAAUGGCAGUGCAGCAGGGGUGAAAGAGGCAGGUGACUACUCAGCUCCUGCUGCGUUUGAUGCCUUGAAUCAGGUCAGUGGGGAGAUCGGGGACUUUGGAGUGAAGAGCCAAGCUGAGGCGGCAGGCGAUAGCAGCAGCAGUGGUAGCGGCAGUGGUAGCGGCAGUGGUAGCGGCAGCAGCAGCAGUGGUGGUGGUGCUACUGGCGGCAGCAACAGUGACACGGGCCCUUCAACUGGUUCCUCGAUGCCUGGUUAUACCAUCGCUCUGCUUGUUCUCCUUUCUCUCAUGCUCCUGUGCCUUGUAACGUACCUGGCUUGUAUGGGGUACAGCAGUUGGAGGAGCAGGGAGGAGGAGGGGGACGGGCAGCAGCAGCUGUAUGGGGGAUCAUCUGGAGGUGAUGUGUAUUUGGCAGGCUUUAAGGGAGGAGAGGUGGGGGGAGAGGAGUAUGUGCGGAGGUAUAAUGGAGAUGGGGAGUGGAUAGGUGGGGGGAGUUGGGCCGGGGGAUUUGGGUUAGGGAGUGGGUUCGGAAGUGGGUUUGGCUUUGGGGGUGGGGGUGGGGGUGGGGGUGGGGGUGGGGGGAUUGGUGGGGAUGAGGAGUUGGUUCUGGGUGAAGGGAAGGUGGACGGAAGUGGGAGGAAGGGAGGAGAUGGAGGGGAUGGAAUGGUAGAUGCUAGCAUGGACGAUGUGGAUACUGCUGCUGCUGACGAGGGUCAUCAUAAGCAAUUUACCAUGGCUGCUCUCGCGUCGGUCUCUGCUGCUGCUCUCUCGAGCUCGUUCGUCCAGACUUCUUCGCUGAAGUUGUCUGCGAAGCCCGUCAAUGUUCGCAGCACCCGUGCUGUCCGCAUCGUGGCUAUGGCCCAGCCUGAUCUGAAGAAGGAGAUUCAGGAAAAGAUCGCUGCUGCUCAAGAAACCUGCUCCGAUCCGAACUCCACCGCUGAGUGCGCUGCUGCGUGGGAUGAGGUGGAGGAGAUCUCAGCUGCCGCUGCUGAUCAGGCUUUGAAGCAGAAGGCAGCAGAUUACGAGGACCCCCUUGAGAAGUACUGCAACGAGAAUCCCUCUGAGGAUGAGUGCAGGAUCUACUCUGACUGA